AUGGAGAAUACUGAGCAACUUUCCAGCCAUGAAUUGGCAGUCGAGCCUCCGCAGAAGAAGGGGUUCACUCUUCUCUUUGAGAACCCAUACCUUUUCGGAGUUGCCUUGUUCUCGUCACUGGGAGGCUUCCUCUUCGGUUACGACCAAGGUGUUGUCUCCGGUGUUUUAACUAUGGAAUCAUUCGGGGCAGCAUUUCCACGUGUAUUCAUGGACAGCGGCUUUAAGGGGUGGUUUGUUUCCACCAUCCUGCUCACUGCUUGGUUUGGCUCCCUUGCCAAUGGUUUGAUUGCGGACCGUCUCGGAAGAAAACUCGAUAUCAUGGUUGCUGUAGUUAUUUUUGUAGCAGGCUCUGCGAUCCAGGCAGGCGCCGUCAAUGUCCCAAUGCUAUUCGCAGGCCGGGCAAUUGCCGGUCUCGCCGUAGGGAUGCUAACAAUGGUUGUCCCUCUUUACAUUUCGGAAGUCUCGCUUCCUAAUAUCAGAGGUGGCCUUGUCGUUCUCCAGCAGCUUUCGGUCACCAUUGGUAUCUUGUUCAGCUUCUGGAUCGACUACGGCACUCACUAUAUCGGAGGCGUCCGCUGCGCUCCAGACAUUCCAUAUUCCGGAGGCACUUCGGCCAACCCUACCUUCGAUGCUUACAACGAUGUCGGUCCCGAUGGCUGCACGGGCCAGUCAGAUGCAUCAUGGAGAAUCCCUCUCAGCCUGCAGAUCCUCCCUGCCUUCAUCUUAGGUAUUGGAAUGCUUUUCUACCCCGACUCUCCCCGCUGGCUCUUGAUGCAAGACCGCGAGGAGGAGGGGAUAGCCACUCUCGCUCGCCUUCGCCGCAAGCCCGCUGAUCACCCAUCCGUUAUCGCUGAGUCCUUGGAGAUCAAAGCAACCAUCCUGCUUGAAAACACCUACAUCCGCGAAAACUAUGCCGGUCUUUCUGGCCUACGCCUCGAUGCCGCACAGUACAUAUCAAUGGUAACGAAAUUUGCCCGAUUCAAGCGCCUCGCCAUCGGCUGCUGUGUCAUGUUCUUCCAGCAGUUCAUGGGCUGCAACGCAAUGAUAUACUACUCGCCGACUAUGUUCAAAUCAUUGGGACUCGAUGGCAACACGACUUCUCUCCUCGCCACAGGCGUGUACGGCAUCGUCAACUGUCUGUCCACACUCCCCGCCCUCUUCUUCAUCGAUCGCGUUGGCCGCAGGCCUCUGCUUAUGUGCGGCGCGGCUGGCACAUUCAUCUCGCUUGUGAUCGUUGGUUCGAUUGUCGGUGCCUAUGGUGAAGGCCUCUCUGAGAAUAAGGCUGCCGGGUGGGUAGGAAUCGCGUUCAUCUACAUCUACGAUAUCAACUUCUCAUACUCGUUCGCCCCAAUCGGCUGGGUCCUUCCGUCCGAGAUCUACCCACUCUCCAUUCGCUCCAAGGCAAUUUCUAUCACCACCUCUUGUACCUGGAUGUCGAAUUUUAUUAUCGGCCUUGUGACCCCAGACAUGCUAACCACCAUAACCUGGGGGACGUACAUCUUCUUCGCUGCCUUCUGUUUACUCGCCUUCGCCUUCACCUACUUCUUCAUCCCUGAGACACGCGGAAAGACUCUCGAAGAUAUGGAUUUGGUGUUCGGUGACACUGAAGCACACGAGGAGAAGGAGAGGAUCCGGGGGAUCGAAGCGCAGCUUCGGGGCGUGCAUAUUGACGGGACGGAAAAUGAGAAGGAUGCGGCGAUGGCGGAACAUAGAGAGGUAUAA
Molecule: messenger RNA, 1722 nt
Organism: Pseudogymnoascus verrucosus
Lineage: Eukaryota; Fungi; Ascomycota; Leotiomycetes; Thelebolales; Thelebolaceae
Exons: 4
Coding region: 1-1722 (573 amino acids)
Biological process (GO): carbohydrate transport; transmembrane transport
Cellular component (GO): membrane
Molecular function (GO): carbohydrate:proton symporter activity
Source: RefSeq, a predicted model, not a curated record